AUGUUGCGCCUUACCCUUCUUCUCCGACUACGACCCCGGCACAUUAUGUUUACUCCCCCGCCUCUUGCAAAGCGCACAGGCAAGUUCAGGUGUAAAGUGUGCCAGCGCUGUUGGUUCUCCGAUGAGGUGUGGGUGACCAAAACGACCCAGCGGGUGUACCAGGGCGAGUCCUGCGAAGCGUGCGGGACAACGAAUAAGCCCUACUACGUCGGCAGACCAGAGGAAACCAUCUUUAACAGCUGUCACACUCCCCAUCCCGUAAAGCGCGGCGUCUCCUCCUCUCGCAGCGAGCGCAAGCUGCGACACUCACGGUUUGACUGGCGAGUCCAGAAAGGUCGGCACUGA
Molecule: messenger RNA, 345 nt
Organism: Leishmania braziliensis MHOM/BR/75/M2904
Lineage: Eukaryota; Euglenozoa; Kinetoplastea; Trypanosomatida; Trypanosomatidae
Exons: 1
Coding region: 1-345 (114 amino acids)
Source: RefSeq, a predicted model, not a curated record